Messenger RNA from Choloepus didactylus (southern two-toed sloth), 954 nucleotides. Its product is annotated as olfactory receptor 52N5. NCBI's taxonomy places the organism in Eukaryota, Metazoa, Chordata, Mammalia, Pilosa, Megalonychidae. The record is from RefSeq and is a predicted model, not a curated record. Gene Ontology annotation, biological process: G protein-coupled receptor signaling pathway. Gene Ontology annotation, molecular function: G protein-coupled receptor activity; olfactory receptor activity. The transcript has a single exon. The coding region runs from base 1 to 954 and encodes 317 amino acids. Gene Ontology annotation, cellular component: membrane.
AUGCUGGUAUCCAACAGUUCAUAUGUGGCUCCAGAAUCUUUUAUUCUGGGUGGCAUUCCUGGUUUGGAAAGGGCACACAUUUGGAUCUCCCUUCCACUCUGUGCAAUGUAUAUUACCUCCCUUGUGGGUAACCUUGGCCUUGUGUAUCUCAUUCACUGUGAGGAGUCCUUACAUCGUCCAAUGUACUUCUUUCUGGCUAUGCUCUCCCUCGUUGACCUCUUCACUUGCACCACCACCCUACCCAGAGCACUGUGUAUUUUCUGGUUAAAUAUCAAGAAAAUUAACUUCAAUGCUUGCUUGGCCCAGAUGUUCUUUGUCCAUGGGUUCACAGGUGUGGAAUCUGGGGUGCUCAUGCUGAUGGCUCUGGACCGUUAUGUGGCAAUUUGCUACCCAUUGCGUUAUGCUACCAUCCUCACUAAUCCUGUCAUUGCCAAAGUGGGGCUUGCUACCUUCCUGAGGGGUGUGAUGCUGAUGAUUCCUUUCCCAUUCUUGGUCAAGCGUUUGCCCUUCUGCAAAAGCAAUAUUGUCUCCCAUACUUAUUGUGACCACAUGUCUGUGGUGAAGUUAUCCUGUGCCAGCAUCAAGGUCAAUGUCAUCUAUGGUCUGAUGGUUGCCCUCCUGAUUGGAGUGUUUGACAUCAGCUGUAUCUCUGUGUCUUACACUAUGAUCCUCCGAGCCGUCAUCAGCCUCUCAUCAGCAGAUGCCCGGCAGAAGGCCUUCAGCACUUGCACAGCACAUAUAUCUGCCAUCAUAAUCACCUAUGUUCCAGCAUUCUUUACUUUCUUUACCCACCGUUUUGGGGAACACACUAUCCCCCCUCCUCUUCACAUUAUUGUGGCUAACCUCUAUUUGCUUCUUCCCCCAACUCUGAACCCCAUUGUUUAUGGGGUGAAGACAAAACAGAUCCGAGAAAGUGUUAUAAAGUUCUUCCAGGGUGAGAAAGGAUCAAGUUGA